CGAUCUUGGUGCCAAUUAUCUGACAGGCUCAAUCCCCAGCGCAAUUGGCAUGCUUACGAACCUGAUUCACGCAGAUUUUGGUACAAAUCAGCUCAAUGGCUCAAUCGCUGGUUCAAUUUGCAACCUCACACAUCUGACCUACCUAAAUUGUGAUCAAAGUCAGCUAACUGGUUCGAUUCCAUCUUGCAUCAGCAAUCUGAAAAACCUACGAUCGCUGCAUCUGGGAGGCAAUCAGCUUGACGGCCCCAUUCCUCCAGCUACUUUGAGCCCUUUAACAGCAUUGAGAACAUUAGUUUUAGCCAGCAACAAGUUCAGUGGAAACAUUUUUUUCGUUUCGACACUCUCUACUGAAGUGGAGAUCCUGAUUCUCAACGGCAAUCAGUUCAGUGGCUCUAUUCCUUCUGACAUUGGCACUCGCUUGCUCAAACUGCAAUAUGUCUUGGUGCCAACGUGCUUGUGUGAACCGGGAUACGUGGUGUUCGGAAGGUUCAACUGUCUUGCAGAAGGUUGGGAUCGUGGCCUCUUUACCAACAAGCCUAUGUUUCCUUUAUUCACCAUCCUCACCAAGGGAACGCAGCGACAGACAGUGGGGAAGUUUAUGGCGAAGCCAGGUGAAGCCAGAGACGCCGCUGCUGCAGAGGGAGCUGUCGCUGUGCACGGUGCUGCAGCCUAUGAGUGUGUUGUUAUUGUUGAAGGUGGUGGUGAUGAUGAUGAUGAUGAUGAUGGUGAUGAUGAUGAUGAUGAUGAUGAUGAUGAUGAUGAUGAUGAUGAUGAUGAUGAUGAUGAUGAUGAUGAUGAUGAUGAUGAUGAUGAUGAUGAUGAUGAUGAUGAUGAUGAUGAUGAUGAUGAUGAUGAUGAUGAUGAUGCUGAUGCUGAUGAUGAUGGUGAUGGUGAUGGUGAUGGUGGUGAUGGUGAUGGUGAUGAUGAUGAUGAUGAUGAUGAUGAUGAUGAUGAUGAUGAUGAUGAUGAUGAUGAUGAUGAUGAUGAUGAUGAUGAUGAUGAUGAUGAUGAUGAGGAUGAGGAUGAGGAUGAGGAUGAGGAUGAGGAUGAGGAUGAGGAUGAGGAUGAGGAUGAGGAUGAGGAUGAGGAUGAGGAUGAGGAUGAGGAUGAGGAUGAGGAUGAGGAUGAGGAUGAGGAUGAGGAUGAGGAUGAGGAUGAGGAUGAGGAUGAGGAUGAGGAUGAGGAUGAGGAUGAGGAUGAGGAUGAGGAUGAGGAUGAGGAUGAGGAUGAGGAUGAGGAUGAGGAUGAGGAUGAGGAUGAGGAUGAGGAUGAGGAUGAGGAUGAGGAUGAGGAUGAGGAUGAGGAUGAGGAUGAGGAUGAGGAUGAGGAUGAGGAUGAGGAUGAGGAUGAGGAUGAUGAUGAUGAUGAUGAUGAUGAUGAUGAUGAUGAUGAUGAUGAUGAUGAUGAUGAUGAUGAUGAUGAUGAUGAUGAUGAUGAGGAUGAGGAUGAUGAGGAUAGUUUGGAAGUGAACAGGCGAGUCCAGACCACUCGAGGUGAGCUCUCUCUGCCAUGUGACAACCAGCAGUUGGUUGGUGCAUGCUGGGCGUAUGCGGUGGUGGCGAGUGUGGAGGCUGCGUACGGCAUCGCAUUGAAUCAAGCUGCUCCCCAGCUGUCAGUGGAGCCACUCUUUGCAGCCAUGGGGCUCACCGAUGCAGACAAGUGCACCGCUGGAGGCUCCCCCACUGCCGCCUUUGAGAAGCUCGUCACUCUUGAUGCCACCAGUGGACUCACAGAUAAUAGUGACCCGGAAACAACAUACCCGGUGGCAGCAUUUGAGCGGACGCUCUUCAAGGGGUACUUCGGGCUCAUGCUGGCAGUGCGGCGCCAGCCAGUGGUGGUUCACAUCGAGGCUACUGCUGAUACGUUCUUCCAGUAUGAUGGGACGUUCAAGUACCAGGACCCUGCGUGCUACACGGGCAAUCUGAACCAUGUGGUGCUCGUCGUUGGCUACUUCAUUAACCGAGAAGACAGCAGCCAAAAACGCAUCACACCUCCAUUUUGGGUCAUCCGCAACUCAUGGGGAGUGGGGUGGGGAGACAAGGGCCACAUGCGCAUGGGCAUUCAAGGAGGGGAUGGCGUGUGUGGCAUCAACGUGCUGCCUGGCAUCUACCCCAUUGUCAAGAUUCCAGGGGACCCGUGCGGCAACAACAAUUACAAGGGCGACCAGGAUUUGUACGGCAUGAACCCGUGUGGCCGGUUCCCAUGCCAGAAGACUACUCAAGGCCAUACAUGCAGCUGCGUUAUUCCUCAGCUUCCCGAAGCUACGCCUCAACCUUUUGUCGAGGUUGACAACGGAGUGGACGUGUGUGGGUCGUACUUCAAGAACCCCUGCUACGUGGGCACAUGCAUCAACGAUCUCAAGGGCUCCUACUCCUGCAUCUGCCCUCCCAACUACAUACAGAGAGUCACACUCUACGGCUUCCCCACCUGUGAUCCAGCGAAUUUUACAGCCGACAGCAUGACAGUUACUGGAGACAACUGGCACUGUUACGAUGUAUUUUCUCUUGUUGGAAUUGAACCGUUUGUAUUCUAUUCAUGGAAUGAGGAGAUAGAUUGCAACCAGCCAUUGCCCAAAGGCAGUCUCAUUUAUCUGGUUGGUGCUCCUGAAGAUACUUGCACUGCCUUCUUCUACGCUCUAAAGGGCGACACCUGUUGGUCCGUCAGCACCCAGCUCCGCUUCAGUGUGCAACAUCUUUACAACAUGAACCCCGGCCUUGGCUGUUGGGAAAGUGGCUUCAAUGUGGGCCAGUCAGUGUGCAUCGAACGCAGCUCUGAUUUCGCCUACACUGUCCCUGAGUGCCUAAGAUACGACACGCUGACAGCGCAAGACACGUGCGAGGUGCUGCUUCAAAGGACCGCCAAGGAGGGGGGUGGGGCUGUCAGCGGAAGUAGCUGGGUUCAGCUGUACCGCAACAAUCCCGGCCUCACCUGCUCCAGCGCCAUCUCGAGCAACACUAAAGUGCAG
Closterium sp. Naga37s-1 is the source of this 2965-nucleotide messenger RNA. NCBI's taxonomy places the organism in Eukaryota, Viridiplantae, Streptophyta, Zygnematophyceae, Desmidiales, Closteriaceae. The record is from the annotation of a GenBank genome assembly.